CAAACACUUAAAAAAAUCCUUGUACAUGAACUACAUCAAUUAAAGCACCAAGACAUUUACCUCUCCAAAUGUUGAUAUGCUUCUCAGGAGACUGAAUCCUAAAACUUCAAUUUGGUGCACUUCCAAAAAUUAUCAACUCUAGCAAACUUGUUGCUUCUCAAAUAAAGUGUCUCAACAACAAGCUGCAAGGACUCAUCCAUGAGAAGCACAUUAUAGUAGAAUAAAUAAAAGUAAGAAUUUAAUAAUAAAAAAUAAAUAAAUAAAACAAAUAUACGGAGGUUAUGCUUAGGGUUAACACAGCCGUCUGUUCUCUCCUUCUUCUUCGAUCAACUUCAGCGCCGCCAACCCUCUUCUUCGUCGAUCGGUCACAACAGCCCGGAUGUAAGGCGGCAACGGUCCUAGACUCGGCGACCCAUGAAGGACACCAAUUGGCACUGGGCGACGCUCUCCAAUCCGUCCGGCAAUGAACUCGGACAGCGGCGAGACGACGUCUCUCGUUCUUUCGGUGUUCAGCGAGGUCCAGCGACUCGACGACUUUUUCCCCCUGACAGUAAGGAGCAAUCCGGCGAUCUCUCUCUUUGUCCCAGCUCUAUUCAGCGAGUCUGGCGACCUUCGCGUUUAACUCAACACCCAGCAGCGGCGAGGCAACCCAGCGGCGGAGUAGCAGCGCCGGUGAGCGCGAGAUAGAACAAAUGUUUCUUCUCUGGAAGAAGUUGCUGCUUGAAAUCGGGCAAUAUCAAAAGAAGAAAUCAUGUUAUUCAAGUAAAGAACUUGCCUUACAGCCGUAGGUGAAUAGUAACCACGAGGGAGUUGACCUUCAAUUCGGCCAAAUCGAGCCCCAAAUCUACAAAGAUAAACUCGGAAAAGGAAUACAUUGCUAAAGUCAAUCCAAAGCUCAAAAAAUUACUUCAAAAACCCAAAAGCAACGAUGAAGCAGCACUUUAGGAUCGAUUGUGAAUAGUGUUACAUGAACCGCUGGCCAGCACUCUCGCGCAUACAGAGAGAAACUCCCAUCGUUAGCUGAAAACAAUCCCUGGAUAGGUUGCCACUCAGAUGGAGGAGAGCAUCGAGAGGGUCCAGUGAUGAAGCUUCCUUGGUGGGUUUUUGAAUGACGA
Cuscuta campestris is the source of this 1115-nucleotide messenger RNA. The record is from the annotation of a GenBank genome assembly. Lineage: Eukaryota; Viridiplantae; Streptophyta; Magnoliopsida; Solanales; Convolvulaceae.